Molecule: messenger RNA, 507 nt
Organism: Pocillopora meandrina
Lineage: Eukaryota; Metazoa; Cnidaria; Anthozoa; Scleractinia; Pocilloporidae
Source: the annotation of a GenBank genome assembly
AUGGGAUGCACUGUCAGGAAGAUGGUAGUCCUUUGCCCUGACCAUUGUAUGUGUUUUUCUUUAAGUGAUCCUCAAAACCCCGAGUUUCAAGGAAGUUGUUCCCAUGAACAUCACGCUAGCUGUGAUAGUUGCGAAAGUUUGAAAUCCGUGAUUCAGGCAAUUGGAAAAGAAAUUGAAUCUCCUUCGAUAACUUUUGACAACAUAGAGAAGAAAGAGGACCUGAAACACGACCAUGAUGAAGUCAGAGAGGCGAUUUCUCAGUGGAAGGCGCAUAUCAUCAGGACUAAGAACCAGGCGAGAGCAAAACAGAAUCUACUCACGUCCCUCCAAAAGAAUGCCUCCCUCAUUGUCACGGACUGGGCCAUGAAGUUCAUCCAACUGAAAUACAGAGAAAAGCAGUCUGAGUGGUUCGGAAAGAGAGGAAUGAAUUGGCAUGUUAGUUCAGUUAUUACCAGGAAUGCAGAGGACAACGGCCUUGAGAUUAUGUCAUAUGUUCAUCUAUUCUAA